Messenger RNA from Mandrillus leucophaeus (drill), 3055 nucleotides. RefSeq names its product exonuclease 1 (gene EXO1). Gene Ontology annotation, biological process: mismatch repair; DNA recombination. Bases 1 to 2910 code for a protein of 969 amino acids. Gene Ontology annotation, molecular function: 5'-flap endonuclease activity; DNA binding; 5'-3' DNA exonuclease activity. The record is from RefSeq and is a predicted model, not a curated record. Gene Ontology annotation, cellular component: nucleus. The transcript has 15 exons. NCBI's taxonomy places the organism in Eukaryota, Metazoa, Chordata, Mammalia, Primates, Cercopithecidae.
AUGUAUUCCUCCUCCUCCUCUGUGAAUCUUCGCUAUUCACUGGGUGUGAAAAACCUCAACACAAACGCGCGACGGCGCUCUAUCAACGUCAGCCUCCCGAACCGGGGCUGUACCCAGGAGAGAACUACAACGCCCAGCAGCCCCGACGGGCGUAAACACUCCCAACUUCCGGGGCGUUGCUCACCAUCGGCCAGCAGCGCCAGUGCCACUCGGUCCCUCAAGAAGCCGCAGGGGUUCGGGCCGGCAGCAGAAGCUGGAGUCGUAAGGCAGUGGGCCGCUGUCUGCCCAGCGAGACGGAGGGCUCAGGACGCGACCCUAUCUGUUGGAAGCCGCAGGAGGCGGAGCCGGGUUGCGGGGUACGCGUUGACGUCACAUCCGCUGGGCGGGGCCGCAAGGAACCCGCGCAAAUUGAAAGGUCAGCCUUUCGCGCGCGGUGUAGCCAGGUUGCCCGUGUUGUGCGUCGCUGGCCGUGGGUGCUUUGGCCACAGUGAGUUAGGGGCGUCGGGGCGGGUUUCUCCAACCCCAAUCGGCUCCGUUCAAGGGGAGGAGGAGAGUCCCUUCUUGGAAGGGCAGAAGUAUUACCUUAAGAAAGGCGAAGCACUGAAAUGUAUUUUUCUUUUUUUCCAUAGGUAUGUAGGAUUUUGUAUGAAAUUUGUAAAUAUGUUACUAUCUCAUGGGAUCAAGCCUAUUCUCGUAUUUGAUGGAUGUACUUUACCUUCUAAAAAGGAAGUAGAGAGAUCUAGAAGAGAGAUUCUUUUUUCCUCUGGCUGUGUAGCAGCUGCCCGGUCUCAGGGCGUAGAUUGCCUCGUGGCUCCCUAUGAAGCUGAUGCGCAGUUGGCCUAUCUUAACAAAGCGGGAAUUGUACAAGCCAUAAUUACAGAGGACUCGGAUCUCCUAGCUUUUGGCUGUAAAAAGGUGAUUUUAAAGAUGGACCAGUUUGGAAAUGGACUUGAAAUUGAUCAAGCUCGGCUAGGAAUGUGCAGACAACUUGGGGAUAUAUUCACAGAAGAGAAGUUUCGUUACAUGUGUAUUCUUUCAGGCUGUGACUACCUUUCAUCACUGCGUGGGAUUGGAUUGGCAAAAGCAUGCAAAGUCCUAAGACUAGCCAAUAAUCCAGAUAUAGUAAAGGUUAUCAAGAAAAUUGGACAUUAUCUCAAGAUGAAUAUCACGGUACCAGAGGAUUACAUCAAAGGAUUUAUUCGGGCCAACAAUACCUUCCUCUAUCAGCUAGUUUUUGAUCCCAUCAAAAGGAAACUUAUUCCUCUGAACGCCUAUGAAGAUGAUGUUGAUCCUGAAACACUAAGCUACGCUGGGCAAUAUGUUGAUGAUUCCAUAGCUCUUCAAAUAGCACUUGGAAAUAAAGAUAUAAAUACUUUUGAACAGAUCGAUGACUACAAUCCGGACACUGCUAUGCCUGCUCAUUCAAGAAGUCGUAGUUGGGAUGACAAAACAUGUCAAAAGUCAGCUAAUGUUAGCAGCAUUUGGCAUAGGAAUUACUCUCCCAGACCAGAGUCGGGUGUUGUUUCAGAUGCCCCACGAUUGAAGGAAAAUCCGAGUACUGUGGGAGUGAAACGAGUGAUUAGUACUAAAGGGUUAAAUCUCCCAAGGAAAUCAUCCAUUGUGAAAAGACCAAGAAGUGAAGAGUUGUCAGAAGAUGACCUGUUGAGUCAGUAUUCUCCUUCAUUUACAAAGAAGACCAAGAGAAAUAGCUCUGAAGGCGAUAAAUCAUUGAGUUCUUCUGAAGUGUUUGUGCCUGACCUGGUAGAUGGACCUACUAACACAAAGAGCGUAAGCACUCCACCUAGGACGAGAAAUAAAUUCGCAACAUUUUUACAAAGGAAAAAUGAAGAAAGUGGUGCAGUUGUGGUUCCAGGGACCAGAAGCAGGUAUACUUGUAGUUCNGAUUCUAUUGACUGUGUAUCAAACAAAGUGAGCAGCCAGCCUCUGGAUGAAACUUCUGUCACAGAUAAAGAGAACAAUCUGCGUGAAUCAGAGUGUGGAGACCAAGAAGGCAAGAGGCUGGCUGACACAAACGUAGCACAUAAUUCAAGUGAUGACAUGCCGAAUAAUCAUAUUCCAAGUGAUCAUAUUCCAGACAAGGCAACAGUGUUUACAGAUGAAGAGUCCCACUCUUUUAAGAGCAGCAAAUUCACAAGGACCAUUUCACCACCCACUCUGGGAACACUAAGAAGUUGUUUUAGUUGGACUGGAGGUCUUGGAGAUUUUUCAAGAACGCCGAGCCCCUCUCCAAGCACAGCAUUGCAGCAAUUCCGAAGAAAAAGCGAUUCCCCCGCCUCUCUGCCUGAGAUUAGUAUGUCUGACGUGUCUCAGUUAAAGAGCGAGGAGUCCAGUGAUGAUGAGGCUCAUCCCUUACGAGAAGGGGCGUGUUCUUCACAGUCCCAGGAAAGUGGAGAAUUCUCCCUGCAGAGUUCAAAUGCAUCCGAGCUUUCUCAGUGCUCCAGUAAAGACUCCGAUUCAGAGGAAUCUGAUUGCAAUACUAAGUUACUUGACAGUCAAAGUGACCAGACCUCCAAGCUACGUUUAUCUCAUUUCUCAAAAGACACACCUCUAAGGAACAAGGUUCCUGGGCUAUAUAAAUCCAGUUCUGCAGACUCUCUUUCUACAACCAAGAUCAAACCUCUAGGACCUGCCAGAGCCAGUGGGCUGAGCAAGAAGCCAGCAAGCAUCCAGAAGAGAAAGCAUCAUAAUGCCGAGAACAAGCCGGGAUUACAGAUCAAACUCAAUGAGCUCUGGAAAAACUUUGGAUUUAAAAAAGAUUCCGAAAAGCUUCCUUCUUGUAAGAAGCCCCUGUCCCCGGUCAGAGAUAACAUCCAACUAACUCCAGAAGCAGAAGAGGAUAUAUUUAACAAACCUGAAUGUGUGCGUGUUCAAAGAGCGAUAUUCCAGUAAAUCAGACUGCUGCGAUGCUUUUGCCUGCAAGAGAAUCUGAUCAAUUUGAAGUCCCUGUUUGGGAAUGAGGCACUUAUCAGCCUGAAGAAUUUUUUUUCAUUCUGUGCCAUUUUAAAAAUAGAAUACAUUUUGUAUAUUAACUUUA